This is a messenger RNA of Aspergillus vadensis CBS 113365, 543 nucleotides long. RefSeq lists its product as uncharacterized. NCBI's taxonomy places the organism in Eukaryota, Fungi, Ascomycota, Eurotiomycetes, Eurotiales, Aspergillaceae. The record is from RefSeq and is a predicted model, not a curated record. The transcript is spliced from 2 exons. The coding region runs from base 1 to 543 and encodes 180 amino acids.
AUGGCCGUGCUGGCAGGAAUGGCACUGCGCGAAGACGUGAUUGGCGCGCCGAACGUGGAGUACAAAGCGCCGGACAAAGUGACAAUUCCCGAAUUGGUGGCGGGUCUACACCCGAUGGAUCUGGCUCGCGACGUCAUUGACCAGGAAGGUGACACGCUUGAGUUUAUGCCAACUCGCCUCGUCGUCGCCAUGGUCGCUCAGAUAUUCUUAUACAUGAGGCAUUCGAUACAGUACGGCUACAUCUGCACCGGGGAGGCGUUCGUUUUCCUUUACAUCCCGGGGAGUAAUCCCACAUUAUUCAAUAUUCUCUUGUGUAUGCCCAAUCAAGAUGCGCAGGCGGAUGUGCAGGCGGACGAUGAAGUGCGCCUCCACCGGACCGCCAUCGGUCAGGUGCUUGCGUUCACGCUUCAAGCGCUGGCCGUCGAACCUCCGACUCAAAAAUGGCACGAUGUGGCACACGACCAGCUAACAAAUUGGAAGGUUAAAUAUCUCGACGUGUUUUUUAGCUCGUCAAGUAUCGUUAAUUGCCCGCACCAUUUGUGA